Molecule: messenger RNA, 1371 nt
Organism: Mucor mucedo
Lineage: Eukaryota; Fungi; Mucoromycota; Mucoromycetes; Mucorales; Mucoraceae
Product: kinase-like domain-containing protein
Exons: 4
Coding region: 1-1371 (456 amino acids)
Biological process (GO): protein phosphorylation; intracellular signal transduction
Cellular component (GO): cytoplasm
Molecular function (GO): protein serine/threonine kinase activity; ATP binding
Source: RefSeq, a predicted model, not a curated record
AUGAUUAUAAAAGAGAUUGGAAGAGGAAUGCAUGGCAAGGUCAAAUUAGCCCAAGACCUAGACACAGGAGAACUUGUUGCGAUUAAAAUUGUUGAUAAACAAUCUCGACGGAGACAAUUAGGUUAUAGCGUUCUAAGAGCCAAAUCAACAGGCGAAAGCCCAUUUUCUGAAAGCGAACAAAAGAUCAGAAGAGAAAUCGCCAUAUUAAAAAAGUGCGCUCAUCCUCAUGUCGUUCGCUUACGUGAAGUCAUUGAUGAUCCAGCCAGCCGUAAGAUUUAUUUGGCGUUGGAAUACAUGGAAGGUGGUGAAAUUAUAUGGAGACAAGACGAUGAGAGUAAUAUACCCGUACUAUCCAUGUCUGAAGCACGUGACAUAUUUCGAGAUGUUGUGAGUGGACUUGAUUAUCUGCAUUACCAAGGAAUUAUACACAGAGAUAUUAAACCAGCCAACUUAUUAUUAACAAGAGAUCGCAUUGUAAAGAUAUCAGAUUUUGGUGUAUCUUAUUUUAAUCAACAUUUAGCAGGACAUGUGGAACAAUAUGACGACGAAAUUGAUCGAGAAUUAGCAGAAACAGCAGGUACACCCGCAUUUUUUGCUCCUGAACUAUGUAGCUCAGUAGAAAAUAAUCAUGAUGAGAAACACAUUACCAAAGCAAUUGAUGUGUGGGCACUCGGUGUCACGCUUUAUUGUUUGAUCUAUGGUCAAUGCCCAUUUACUGCUUCUACCGAAUUUGAAUUGUUUGAUAUCAUACCCACUUUACCUCUUUCGUUUCCAACCGUAGAACAAAUAGGGUUUGAAACACCUCAUGAACUCAUGGACCUAUUAUCAAAGUUAUUAACAAAGGAUCCAGAUGAACGAAUCACCUUGGAUGGGGUAAAACACCAUGUAUGGGUCAUACAGGAUUUGGAAGACCCAUCGAUAUGGUGGAAAGAGUCAGAUCCUACCUCUUAUAAGACUGUCCAUGUAACAGACGAAGAAGUAUCUUCGGCUGUUACAAUCCUAGGCAAAUUACGUAAAUCCAUACAUCGUAUCUCCUCUUCUAUAUCAAACACGUUUACAAGACGUGGCUCAAAAUCAUCUUCAUUAUCUGAUAUUCAUCCAUCCCCCACCAAUUCAAUCAUCAGUCCCAUUUCGUCUCACCACGAACCUUCCCUUCACGAAGAGCAUCAGGAUCACAGUCAAAAUCAUCAUGAUGGUUGGUUGCCUACCUCAUUUACAAAUAUGACCUUGUCCCCUUCCUCAUCUACCUCUUCCUCUUCAUUGCAUAAACCACAGUCACCACCACCCACUAAAAUUGAACGCCAUGAUUCAUCAAGCUCUUCCAUGUCGGGUCUAUUAGUCACUUUUAACCGUACACCCGAUAAACAUUAG